Molecule: messenger RNA, 963 nt
Organism: Suillus plorans
Lineage: Eukaryota; Fungi; Basidiomycota; Agaricomycetes; Boletales; Suillaceae
Product: Endonuclease/exonuclease/phosphatase
Exons: 1
Biological process (GO): base-excision repair
Cellular component (GO): nucleus
Molecular function (GO): phosphoric diester hydrolase activity; double-stranded DNA 3'-5' DNA exonuclease activity; DNA-(apurinic or apyrimidinic site) endonuclease activity
Source: RefSeq, a predicted model, not a curated record
UCCAAAUGGACAACAGUAAAUCAAACAGUAAGAGACAAAAAGAUUGGCGUACUAUGUCUGCAAGAGACUCACCUGACCACAGACCACCAGAACCAAAUUGAUACUCUAUUCUCCCGACGUCUACGUGUCCUAAGCACAAGCGACCCAAUUAGACCAGGCAACUCAGCCGGAAUUGCCUUCGUACUGAACAAAGAGAUAACAAACACCGCGGAUGCCACUAUGAGAGUCUUGAUACCAGGACGAGCAGCAGUCUUAUCCCUAAAAUGGCACAAUAAUGAGACAAUCAAUAUACUAAAUAUCUACGCACCAAAUAACGCAAACGAACACCGAAACUUCUGGGAAAAAAUCAACUCCGAAUGGUCAAGGACACACGCCGGUACUAUAGACCUCAUGGUAGGAGACUUUAACAUCACCGAAGAACCAAUAGACCGAGCCCCCGCACGAUACGACCACGAAUCAGCCACUGAAGCCCUGAGAGAACUAAGAUCAGCACUAAACCUACAAGACACAUGGUGCCUUGAAAACCCAAACCAAAGAAUGUUCACCUUCAGUAGCAAUCACAAUUCGCUAUCACGCCUAGACAGAAUUUACACCUCAACACGCCACUCAGAAAGUAUGAUAGACUGGGACUCACAUAUCAGCCACAUCCCGACAGACCACCACAUGGUGUCGGUAAGGUUCGCACCGCCCGGAUUACCGCACAUAGGAAAGGGAAGAUGGUCGUGGCCAAUAGGAAUAAUGACAGACGAAAACCUAAUCAAAAGAAUCGUGAGAUUAGGGAUCGAAACCCAACAAACACUGGAGGAAAUGAACGUACGAGACAACACAUCCAAUCCGCAAAAGUCUUGGAGCACCCUCAAAACAAAAAUAACCGACAUAGCGAAAGAAACACUGAAAAUACACCUAGGAAAAGUCAACCAACGGAUACGGACAUUAACGAAAGACCUAUGCAAAAUAACAAAC